Molecule: messenger RNA, 3823 nt
Organism: Colias croceus (clouded yellow)
Lineage: Eukaryota; Metazoa; Arthropoda; Insecta; Lepidoptera; Pieridae
Product: condensin-2 complex subunit D3-like
Exons: 22
Coding region: 59-3646 (1195 amino acids)
Biological process (GO): meiotic chromosome condensation; mitotic chromosome condensation
Cellular component (GO): condensed chromosome, centromeric region
Molecular function (GO): histone binding
Source: RefSeq, a predicted model, not a curated record
UUUUAAUUAGGGAAAAAUAUUUAAUUUUACUAUUUAACACACGUAAAAUAUUAAAAAAAUGAUCCUUUUGGAGGAAUUAAACAAAUUAAAUUUAGAUUGUCUUAACGAUGAAUGGGUUCAAUCUGUUUGCGACUCUGAAUUUUUUGAAUUUGGUGAAUUACCAUCUGAAUAUGAAAAUGCCACCGAAUCUCAUGAAAUUCGAUCGGUGUUUCGGAGCAUAAUGUUGGCUUUCGAUGAUUGGAUGUGUACGGAAGAAAAUAGCACUGAAAACACUUCAUGGGCCACUCUGUCACAUCAAGUGAAACACCAGCACCUUUUGGCCCUAUUAGGAUAUUACAUUGACUAUGGCAACAAAAAUAUCCUAACAACAGAAUGUAGAAAUAAUGCGUUAUGGGCUUCCAGGCUAUAUUAUAAACUUCUGUCUGUUCCUGGACACAAAGCAUAUCACAUAUAUCAUUCACAGCUUUUUGCCCAUUCUCUUGCUUGCCUAAGUUAUCCAAAGACAGUUUGUGAAAAUGAAGACAAUUUCUUUAACACAAAACAAUUGGCGAGAGAAGUGAAUUCAAUUUUAAAAGAAUUGAGUGAAUUUGUUUAUGAUUUGAAACAUGUAAUAGAAAAACUCCAACUUAGUCCUCAUGAUAUGAAUUUUGAAGACAUUCUCAGUAAUUUAGUUGAUAUUACUGGUGGAGCUAUUGUUAACAAACUGAAUAUAGAUAAGAUAGAGCUCAAUAAUCUAUCUCGAGUUGUAUAUGAAGUUAUAGACUUCCUUUUGCACAACUCAAAUGGAGAACCAAGCUCCCUUGCAAUUAAAUUGCUUUUUAAAUCUAUACUACAAAAGUUAGUUGCUGCAUCUAUGGAUUAUAAACAGGCACAUAAUAUAGUAAGAGCAUCAUAUGUGACAUAUUCUGGUCUCAUCCUGAGUAAAUAUGGUAAAAUAGCACUCUCAAGCUAUGUUGUGCUUUUGCAACAUUUAGCUUAUUCUUUGGAAGGCUUGGAAAAAGCUGAAGUACGUCAGACUCGAAUUUCGCUUGUAGCUGGUCUAAUGAGCCUUUUACCGAAAAGAUCAUAUUGCAAUAUAGUAAAAUGGUUACUAAAAUUAAGUGCAACAUCAAAAAUACUUCACCGCCAAAUUGCUAUGGAAAUCUUAGCACAGCUUGUACCAAAUGAUCCUGAAGAAUCUACUGAUUCUGGGAAUGAAAGUAGAAAAACAUCAACAGAAGAUAACAAUGAAGUGAUGGACACAAAUAGUGAACAGCAAAGUGUUGAUGGUGAAAAGGAAAGUGGUAACCAAUUAAAAGUGGCCAUAGAGGAUGAUAGUAGCCAGUCACAAACAUCAUCACAAGAAAACCAAGAACUAGAAGCAAUGGACGAAGAUAUAUCGGGUUUAUUGAACCAACGUCGCCAUUGCGUACCGCACGCAGACAUAGUGCGUGCUAUAUUCGAGCGAGUUAACGACGUGUCGAGCACAUUGCGAUCACGUGCUCUAGUUCUACUUACUGAUUUUCUCGACUCCCACCAUGCUCCUGUUAAUGAAGCUAUGAAAGAAUUAAGUGGAGAUGGGGAGCAAUGUCGUAUAGCAGAAGUGGGGGCACGUUGUGCAGCGGACGAACGAGCCGUAGUACGUAAGGCGGCUGUCGCACUUUUACACCGUCUGCUCGUUCGAAAUGAACACGCUUCCCACUAUGCGACUCUAGUGUCUCUAUGUCGUGAUGCAAGUAUAAUAGUGCGAGGAGCUGCGGUCAAUGCCCUCGCUGACGUGGCUUUAAACAAUCCUUCGGAGAUAUCAUUGAAUGCAUUUCUGGCCGGACCCAUUCAUCAACUCUCAGAUCCCGAGGCUAAGAUACAAGAGCAAGUAAUUAACCUGGUCCAAUCAGUUCUUAUUACGCCGAUGCAGAAAUUUGAUCCGAAUGUUACCGUGGAUUCUCUACCAUGGCUGUUCCUAGCGGGUAUCACACGAUUGAACAUGAGGAAGCAUUUGCAGAAAGCCUGUACGCUGCUCGUGAAAUCGGCAAACUGUAUAAAUCACCGUCUUGUGGACAUAGUGAGUACGCAUUUAGGUGCAUUGAACGACGCUCGCGAUCUACAGAGCUUAGUCCUACUCACGAGUAUGGCCAGACACGUUGAAUACACUGAGGUGUCCUUUUUGCUAGAAUAUUAUUACAAAUUGGCGGAUGAUGUUCAGGAGCGAGAUAAUCGUUUGAUGCCUCUGACUUUAGAGCUAAUAUCACUUUGGUCGCGUUAUGCGAGCGACUCGGAGAGACAAACCUUACGAGAGCAUCUUAUAUCACGUCUCGCAUCGGCAUUAGACAACGAUUGUAGACCAGCAAGCGCCUCUUUGGCCGCCAAUUUAGACCCUACCAAUCUACAGUGGGCUACGGAUUUGAUGAAAUUAUCGGAACGUAGAGCGUUGUCCGAGGGUGGUAGUGACGUGGCGGAGUGGGUCCGAGCGGCUGAUCUCUCGUUGGUGGCUCCAGACCCACCAUCUCCACAACUUUUGGAACUAUUCCUGAACGCUUUGGAACACCCUCCACCUGAGUGGGAUGACGCACGUCGCGGUGCGUGCGUGGCGGGCGUGGGGCGGAUAUGCGUGCGGUCGCGUGUGGCGGCCGUAGUCGCGGCGCCUAAAAUGGCGCUUCUGCUACAAGACAACACCGCGCCCUUGUGUGCACGCCUUAACGCACUGCUAGCGCUCACUGAUGUUUGUACUAGAUACACCUGCAUAGUGGACCCGUUGUUGGAGUCAAUGUGCGGUUGCCUGGCACACGAAGCUCCCGGUGCUUUACGCCGAGCGGCCGCUAGAGCACUCACUAAAUUAUUGUUAGCUGGAUAUCUACGAUUGAGGACUCCGCUAUAUUAUCGAUAUUGCGCACUCCUCGCUGACGAAGACCUUGAAGUCCGUGAGCCAGCUGAGUACUUCGUGACGAGCUGUCUCACUGUGGAAGUCAUAUACCACCAUUUUGUGGAUUGCGUGCUUUAUUUCAAUAAAGAAGACGGAGACAAGAUGUCGUUCGACGCGCGGCAGCUGAUCUACGACGUGAUGCUGCAGCGCAUGUCGGCGGUGCAGCGGCUCAACGUGCAGUGCCGGCUGGCGCGCGAGGUGCUGCAGCACGCGGCGGACGUGGCCGACGAGAUCGCCGACACGGACGAGCUGCCGCACCGCCUGAGCGCCGCGCUGCUCGACACCAUCACGCUGCUGUGCGGCCCGCGCAUGAAGCUGCCCAAGAAAGCAGAGAAGGCCGGUGAUGCUGACAUUGAAGAUCUUCAGGAAAGAGUCACAACCAAUAUUGUAUCGCAUAAAAUGAAGCGCACAGUCGCUGAGGUGUUGGUGCCGGCGGUGAUGCGUCUCUACGCACGUCUGCGCUCGCGCGGCGGACAACUCGCUGCGUACAUCGUGCGCAUCGCUACCGACCUGCACAACGAUUAUAGACAAGAGAUCGAGGAGCUAAUCCAAGACGACGAAGAACUGGUGGAGCGUGUACGUCACUUCCAAGAGACAAUCGGUCUAGAAGUGAGUUCCGGUAACGCGCGUAACCUCGUCACUGCGUCCGCGCCGCCCGACCCCGACACACCGCGCGCACGUAAACGGCCCCCGCGUACACCAAGACACUAUGCACAUUCGCCAAAGAAACGGGCACUUAAAAUAUAAGGACAUUAAUGAAAAUAUAUAUGGACAACACAUCGUCUCUGCUGUAUACAUGUUUACUAUGUUGCGAAGGACCGAGAUCAAAGAGCUAUUCAAAUUACUGGUAUUGGUCAAUGGCAAAGUUUCAAGAUCAAUUUAAUUUCGAGUUAGAUAAGAAAAGAUAGAGAUGGAGUAUGAAAC